AUGGCGCUACCGGUGGUGCAGAGCCUGCAACAGUGUGCCGACUACAAUAUUACAGUUGCGCCGUUCCUUUACCAGUUUGCAACUCUACCGGAGACCUUCUUCUCCUCGGUCAGCAAUUCUGCCGCUUUGAAACAACUGUAUCUAGACACGAACCCUCUUAUCACCUCUGUCGCCUUCGCCUUUGCCUUGGCUCCGGUGUUCUUGAUCGUAUCGGAGGUCAACAAGAACUAUUCACAGGUAGACCGCGUCUGGUCAAUCUUGCCGACUAUUUACAACCUGCAUUACGCUGUGUACUCUCACCUGGCACGCGUGCAUACUGCACGACUGGAUGCUUUGUUUGUUGUUAGCACCCUAUGGAGCUGCCGUUUAACAUACAACUAUUUUCGCAAAGGAGGCUACUCAAUCGGAAGCGAGGAUUAUCGUUGGGCCAUCGUCAAGGAAUAUGUUGGACCUGCCUUGAUGUUCCUCUUCAAUGUGGUCUUCAUUUCGCUUGCUCAGUCACUGUUGCUUGUUAGCGUCACAACGCCCGCAUACCUUAUCUUGCUCACCGAACGACUGGCGACUUAUGACGGGCCCAUCAAGUCAUGGACUUUGGUGGAUACCGCUGCAUCUGGGGCAAUGCUGAUGCUCAUCGCGAUUUCAUUCGUUGCCGAUCAACAGCAAUGGGAUUAUCAUCAGGCCAAGGCACAGUAUCAGAAAACAGCCAGAGUACCUCAUGGCUGGCGGCGGGCAGACUUGGACCGCGGUUUUCUCACAAACGGGCUGUUUGCCUAUUCCCGGCAUCCUAAUUUUGCAGCAGAACAAGGUGUCUGGGUUACACUCUAUCUGUGGUCGUGUCUGGCUACAGAAACAGUGUACAACUGGAGUGGGCUCGGAGCGGCAGCCUACCUGCUGCUUUUUCAGUCAAGUACCUGGCUGACCGAACUGUUGUCUGCGCGGAAGUACCCGGAAUACAAAGACUACCAGGCACAAGUUGGGAAGUUCUUGCCUAUACCUGGUUAUGCACACCCGACUUUCCAUCACCACCAGACGCAGCAUGCAAAUGGCUCCGCAGCAAAGGAGGAGGAUGCGGCGAAUGCGAGGCAGAGAUAUGACUUGAGAUGA
This is a messenger RNA of Cladophialophora yegresii CBS 114405, 1104 nucleotides long. RefSeq lists its product as uncharacterized. Bases 1 to 1104 code for a protein of 367 amino acids. The record is from RefSeq and is a predicted model, not a curated record. The transcript is spliced from 2 exons. NCBI's taxonomy places the organism in Eukaryota, Fungi, Ascomycota, Eurotiomycetes, Chaetothyriales, Herpotrichiellaceae. Gene Ontology annotation, cellular component: membrane.